This is a messenger RNA of Coffea eugenioides, 1059 nucleotides long. Its product is annotated as protein RKD5. The record is from RefSeq and is a predicted model, not a curated record. Gene Ontology annotation, molecular function: DNA-binding transcription factor activity. The coding region runs from base 1 to 1059 and encodes 352 amino acids. NCBI's taxonomy places the organism in Eukaryota, Viridiplantae, Streptophyta, Magnoliopsida, Gentianales, Rubiaceae. The transcript has 6 exons.
AUGGCUUCACUCCAAGCAUCCCCGCCUCUCAAAGCACUUGUUGUCUUUCGAAACCGCAUUCACAAAGAGCUGAUCAGGAGUAUUCAUGUGUACCAAUUGGAGGGAGGGGCAGAGGAGGUCGUAGAGAGGGAGUAUCUGUUUCUUGAGAAUCUUGAAUAUGAGGAGAUGAAGUUCCUUGGCAAAGUUUUCACCCUGCAGAAAUUUGAUGUCUCAGCACAUUUUGCAGGGAUGGCUAAUGGUGUUUGGGAUUGCAUUUAUGUGUUUAACAUGGACUUAGACAAGCAGCCUAAUCUGGAAAUGAUUCCGGAGGAUUUGUCAAUUACUAGAAACCCUAAGCUGGCAUCAAUCCCGUCCUUGUCAAAUGAUCUUCAAAUGAUCUUCAAAUUGGGACACAAAAUAGAAUGUGGAGAUCCAUCAAAAGUUUUACCUAAGGAAGGAGAGGAAAUUCACAGUGAUGUUGGUCAUCUUACUCAAAGGGCUCAGCAUGUGCCUGUGUUGGAUCUUAACUCACUUCCGUGUUCUGGAUCUGAUAAUGAAGAGAAUAACCAGAAUGCAGCAGUGAUCCACAGAAUUGAAGCCGAACGCCUUGUCCACGUGGGAAGUGUGCUUCUAAAAUGGAAGAUUGCAGGUGUAGUAGAGAAGAAGCAAAAGAGGGCUGCAACCAAAGAUAUAGCAAGACUUGCAUUGGAAGAUCUUGCCAAGUACUUUGAUCUUCCAAUUAUUGAAGCUUCAAAGAAUCUUAAAGUUGGUCUUACAGUACUCAAGAAGAAGUGCAGAGAAUUUGGUAUUCCUCGUUGGCCACAUCGAAAGAUCAAAUCCCUUGAUAGUCUGAUUCAGGACCUCCAGGGAGAGGUGAAAAGGCAGCUGGAGGAGGAUGAAGCUGCAGCAAUGGCAGUGGCAAAAAGGCAGCGAAUGAUAGAAAGUGAAAAAGAAAGCAUAGAGAAGAAGCCCUUCUUGGACAUACAGUGGGAAACCAAAAAGUUCAGGCAAGAUAUCUUUAAGAGAAGGCAUAGGGCUAGAGCUCUUGAAAACCAAUCUCGAACAUUAUCCUUGCUUUAG